Colletotrichum scovillei is the source of this 2135-nucleotide messenger RNA. RefSeq lists its product as uncharacterized. Gene Ontology annotation, molecular function: DNA-binding transcription factor activity, RNA polymerase II-specific; zinc ion binding. The record is from RefSeq and is a predicted model, not a curated record. Gene Ontology annotation, cellular component: nucleus. The coding region runs from base 426 to 1859 and encodes 477 amino acids. NCBI's taxonomy places the organism in Eukaryota, Fungi, Ascomycota, Sordariomycetes, Glomerellales, Glomerellaceae. The transcript is spliced from 2 exons.
CGUGUGUCUCACCCCGUCUUUCUCAUCCCGAUCUCUGGACCACGCUCACAAAUACCUACGUCUGCAUUUCCAACGUGGCCGUCGGUGUCACCAUCUGCAUGCUUCCAUCCCGUGCAUACCGCAGCCUCGAGCAAGAGGAAAAAAAACACUCCGGGAUUCAGCUGGAGAGCAAGCCACGAGCUAAGGCAGCCAGGGCUUCAUCGUCGUGCCUUUGGGCUUGUCACUACCUUGCAAUUCAGAGUCAUCGGCCCUAUUAGCACAUCAACUUUUACGAACUCUCCGUCACCUACAUAUAAGCCUCCCGAAAGCCGCACUCCCAGCAGUCUGGGAAGUUCUGAGUAAUCAGAACAAUUCAAUCAUCAGAUAUUGUCAGGCAGCCACGACAACGCCUCUCCAGUCCCCUGUCACAUUUGUCAUAUCAAAUCAUGCCCCAGAGUAGUAGCCCGUCCAAGUCGGCGGCCGGUGUCGUGAAGCAUCGCGCGUGUGAUGAGUGUCGCUCACGAAAGCUGGCUUGUACCAAGGAACCUGAAGGGUGCUCGAGAUGUCGGCGGGAGGGCCUUAGGUGUGUCUACUCGGCUCAGAAGCAGAUGGGCCGGCCAAGGAAGCGUAGACACGUCGAGGAGGCCGAAGGACAAUCCUCCCCCGACAAGCCCGAGAACCAAGACCAGCAGACGCAGAUGCCACUCAUGACGCAGCCGACGUUAGACACCGACUUCUCGGCCUUCUUCACCCAAGACUACUCUAGCAUGAACUACCUUGACCUCCUCUCCCCCUUGGAAGGCUUGCCGCCUUCGACGCUGCCGCCCGAGCUGUCGAGCUUGACCAUGGCAUACACCGAGCCGCGGUUCCCCAACGGAGACUUCCAGUUUGGGGUUGCGGGUGUUGACCUGUUAGGUGGCAUCAACUUUGACGAAAGUGACUCUGCUGACGAGGGUUUACCUCAAGAUAUCAAUAAAAGCCUUACAGAACUGCUCUCGGCGCAAGUGCCCGAGACGGUUCCCAGUCUCUCCCCUCCUACGGCAUCAGAGACAUCAUCACAUACUGCCACCGCAAACACGCCAGAAUCAUCUACAUCUGGCAACACCAGAAAUGAGGAUGGGACUAGCAAAGAGGUGGACGGGGCACCUAAAGCAUACAGCAACACCACUUGUUCCUGUCUAUCUCAGAUCUUCCUUUCCCUGGAUGCCUUAUCGAGACUGCCAAACGAUGUCAAGAUUGCAAUGGGUAUAGCCAGAUCCGCCGCCAGGGUGGCCCACGACGUUAUCCAUUGCCCAUCCUGCAGCCUCACAGACAUAACGAAGCCGCCUCCAAUGCAGGCAUUCCAAAACAUGAUGAUGCUGGGCGCCAUCCUCCCGUCCACAGCCAACGCCUACGCCAAGAUUCUCGAGCUCAUCGACAACGAAGCCUCACAGGCCAGGAAAGAGAAGAGGAACAUCACGUUCCGCUUCGCCGAGUACGGCGGGCUGUGGGGCGAGUUGAGCAGACGGGACACCGACUGCGGCGCGAUAGAAACGUUUGACAACCGAGAGAUGGAUCCGGACAGCUGGAGGCUAUCCGUCAGGGGCCUGCUGAAAAUCGACAUUUACGGACACGAUUUUCAGAGGUCAGAUGGGGCGGGAUCUACGGUACCCUAUCAUCACCUCGGUUUGAAGGACGUCAUCAAGCAGAUGGAGGAUCGGUCGAACAACCGACACGAUAAGCUCGAUGAGAUGGUCGCGGCCGGGCUUCCCCAUCCGAUGCUGCACUCAGAUCAUCACCUGAUGGUUCCGCAGGGCAAGGACGAUAGCAAGGAGAACCGGCACUGCCUGAAGAUUAUUGAGAUUGCGCGUGUUGCUUUGGACAAGCUGGUGAUAGCUUGAGGGCUGAUGAUCACGCUCUUUUUCCUUUUUCGAUUAUUUGUUUUUAGAUGGGUUGUACUUUCACUGGGCUCACUACAGGCUGAAAGGUAUUACGAUGGCGACAUGUUGACUACCGCGAGGUAUUUGGGCGCAUAGGAUGCAAAAAGCGAAUUUGGAACGGGGACUUGGCAAUGUUAGACUCUCGCCUACCGUAAUAAUACCAUGAAAAGAAAGACAAUCUUUUGACUUUCAGCGGCCAGAACAUGGUCGAAAAAGUCGAAGAUUGAAACAUUCCAC